This is a messenger RNA of Vicia villosa (hairy vetch), 1068 nucleotides long. RefSeq lists its product as uncharacterized. Bases 1 to 1068 code for a protein of 355 amino acids. The record is from RefSeq and is a predicted model, not a curated record. NCBI's taxonomy places the organism in Eukaryota, Viridiplantae, Streptophyta, Magnoliopsida, Fabales, Fabaceae. The transcript is spliced from 8 exons.
AUGCCAAUUGUUAGAACACAGAUUUGUGUUGAAGAGAUUAUGCGCAGCAAUAAGAGUUGGGAGAGAGUGAGAAGCAUAUUUGGAAUGUCUCGCCCUACUGAAGCUGUUAAAGAUAUCAAUGAUUCCAAAGAUUUAUGGAAAAUUGCUGUUAGAUGCAAGCAUAUGUGGACUGUAACCAGUGCUUCAAACAAGGAGCACAUAGAGAUGCUGGAUUUGAUUCAAGCUAUUGUGCCAUCUUAUUUGGUUCCGAAAUUCAAGAUGCAGUUGGCAAUUGGAAGUUCAUACGUUAUGCAGAAUUUCAAAGUCUCGAAUAAUGACUUCUCUUUUAGGUCUACAAAGCAUAUUUGCAAAUUGGUUUUCUGUGGAUCUACUUCUGUGAAAAAAAUGGACAUUGACAACAUUCCUUCAAACUACUUAAACAUACUUGGUUUCGAUGCAAUAGUUGAAGGAAAGUUUCAGUCUAAUUUGUUAGUUGAUGUCAUUGGAGGAGUUACUGAGAUUUCUCAAUCCCAAAUAAUACCUGACAAUAACAAGAGCAAAGUGGUUUUCACAUUGACUGACAUGAGCAAAAGCUCUGUUCAAUGUACUCUAUGGGGUCAACUUGUUGUCCAACUCUAUAAAUAUUAUACAAAUAACAAGGAUGAUGGCAAUAUUGUUGUUUUACUUAUUAAUGCAAGAAUUAAGGAAGCACAAGGAGCUUAUCCAUUGAAUGUAUCCAACGCAUGGAGUGGCACAAGAUUAUUGAUAAAUGAUGUUAGCGUUAGUGAGAUAAACGAGCUUAAAGAAAGUCUGAAGAAUGAAUUACCAUUGUUGUCUUCUUCGAGUCUGCAAGUGGAUGUCACGCAGAACUCACAGUUCUCAGAAUUCGAUAAGUUUGUGUGGAAAGCUCAAAUUUUGAGUCUGGAAGAAAUUGCAAUUCUUCGUGAUGAGACAACCUGUGUCACCAUUGCAACAUUGGAAAAAUUUGAAUGUGGGCAGUCAGGAUGGUUUUAUGAUGAAUGUACUAGAAGUGUCUCUUUAAAGGAUGGAAAACUGAUGUGUUAUUCCAAACAUGUGUCUGCAGUGUGA